Molecule: messenger RNA, 2212 nt
Organism: Capra hircus (goat)
Lineage: Eukaryota; Metazoa; Chordata; Mammalia; Artiodactyla; Bovidae
Product: nose resistant to fluoxetine protein 6
Exons: 15
Coding region: 1-2061 (686 amino acids)
Molecular function (GO): acyltransferase activity, transferring groups other than amino-acyl groups
Source: RefSeq, a predicted model, not a curated record
AUGGCCCUGACUCUGCUGCUUCGUCUGCUCUCUUUUCAAUCUCAACUGCCUUUUGUUUUUCCUGCAAGAAAUGUUUCUCUCAAGUGCAUGCAGGACGUUGAAGAAUUCCUUUCUGAUCUAAAUUCAGUGGAGCCCAAAGAAUAUGCUCUAAGAAUGUAUGACUCGGUCGGGAAGGUGGGCAGCAACGUUCUCGAUGGAAACGUGGACAGGCUGGGCUCUUACAGCGAGUGUCUCUCCACCCGCGGCCCCGCCGGGCGCUUCCGGGGCCGCUACUGCAAGCUCCACGUGGAGCAAGACGGAGCUGACUACAGCGUGGGAGUGUGUGUGCCCGACUCCUGCACUGAAGAGGACGUGACUGCCAUGUCUCAGAUGGAUACUUUAAGAUUCAGGAAGGCUUCGUUCUGGGCUCCUUCUCUCCCGCUCUUGGCAGUGAACUCUUCCUCCUCGUCUGGUGGGGGUGUGGCCAGGUGUGCCACUGGAUUGUUCCCCUUGGACACGUUUGCGGCCCUGUGUCUGGUCCUCAGCUUCCUGGGCCUCACCCUCCCCCUGGCGGGAACCGUCUACGUGGCCGCCACCGGGCGGGGGUUGGACCGCCAGGCAUCACCGGAGCCCGAGGAGCCUCUGGCCGCCUAUGGGAGCCUGCCUCUGAGGGCGCCGGCGGGGAGCGGGCCAGGAAGCGGAGUCCAGCCGAAGGGCUGUUUUCUAGGCGCCGUGGACUAUGCUCUGAAAUGCUUUUCCUGGCAGAAGAAUGUGCCAGCCCUCUGGACCAUGAAGACGCAGGGAAGCACGUGCCCUGCCUUGAACGGCCUCCGAGCGUUGAGCCUCCUCUGGAUCGUGUCUGGGCACACCAGUCAGAUGACCGCAUGGCUGUCUCUGGAUAAUGUGCUUGAGUGGAAAGCCAGGGUGCUUAGAAACCCACUGUACCUUUAUUCUCGGAGUGGCCCCUUCUAUCUUGGAGUGGACACAUUUUUCCUGAUCAGUGGCUGGUUAAGUGCAAGAUCAUUUUUAAAGAUGCGUCAGGAUUCAGACAAAGGAAUAACCCCUCGCGUCAUACUCAGAUACUUUUUCAGUCGCCUUAUAAGGCUGCAGCCUCUUCACCUGUACUCGGUGUGCCUGCUGCUUGGACCGUUCUCCCUUGUGCCCUGGGGGCCCGUCUGGGAGGUGCCCAAGCUUCACCUGGAGAACUGCCGGCGUGCCUGGUGGACCAACUUGCUGUUGCUGAAUAACUUCCUGUCGGUCCAGGACGCGUGCAACGGCUGGACGUGGUAUCUUGCCAAUGACUUUCAAUUCCAUCUCACCACCCCGGUGAUCGUCUUCAUCUACGGAAAAAGUCAGCGUGCCCUCAUCCUGCUCGGGGCCACGCUGCUCCUGGCAUCUUGCACUGCCUCUACUCUGCUCACACUGGCUCACAACCUUCCGGUGGCAGCUCCGUCAGAAGCCAGGGAAGAGGCAGCCAGACUGUAUUUCGUGGAGUACUACACGAAGCCCUACUGUCGGUACGGGCCGUUCCUCGUGGGCCUCUUACUGAGCGUUUUCAUGCACCCAGACCACCAGGCAAACGUUCUCAGAACCAAGGGGCAGGCUCUGCUGGGCUGGGGGUGCGCCCUGUCGACCCUCCUGCUAGUGGUCGCCCUGGCCUACAUGGUGGAUGACAUCUCCCCCACCUCGUCCGGCGCUGCUGCCAUCUACCAAGGCCUCCACCGGACCCUGUGGGCGGCGGCCGUGGGCUGGGUCCUGUUUGCAUGUCAGGAAGGCUACGGAGGUCUGGUGAACCGGCUGCUCUCCUGCGGCAUCUGGACGUGCCUGGCCAGCAUCAGCUACGCUUGCUACCUGGUACACCCCACCCUCAUCAUCCUCUACAACGGGCUUCAGGAGACGCUGAUUCACUACACAGACCUCAACAUGUUCUAUCUCUUCUUGGGACACUGCUUGCUGACCUUCAUCGCUGGGCUGGUCCUGACGCUGUGCAUUGAGAAGCCAUGUGAGGAUCUGAAGUGGUGCCUGCUGAAAGCAGUGCCCGCAGGGCCAAGAGCUUCCAGAGCAAUCCUGGAGAGUGGAUGACCCUUUGUGGGAGGCGACUGAGCAAAGCCAAGGGUGGCUUCGUUUACAUCACAAACGCUUGUGUUUCUUAAACAGGGUGUGAAUCAGAUUUUGUGAAUAUCUAAGGUAGACAAGUUCUCUGUGUUUAUUAUAUAAAAGUGUUCUGUGAUAA